Messenger RNA from Hypoxylon trugodes, 2001 nucleotides. Its product is annotated as delta-1-pyrroline-5-carboxylate dehydrogenase 1. Gene Ontology annotation, molecular function: L-glutamate gamma-semialdehyde dehydrogenase (NAD+) activity. Lineage: Eukaryota; Fungi; Ascomycota; Sordariomycetes; Xylariales; Hypoxylaceae. Bases 100 to 1887 code for a protein of 595 amino acids. The record is from RefSeq and is a predicted model, not a curated record. Gene Ontology annotation, cellular component: mitochondrial matrix. The transcript is spliced from 3 exons.
CUUAGUUAGCAUAGCAAUUUCGACUAUUGCUUCAAUUAGGAUUAUAGCUAGUUGUUAGGCUGUGCCUAGAGAUAAUUACUCGCUCUUUGUGUUUCCGAUAUGGCGACUACACCUAGAGCUUACGGCCUCACGAGGGCAUUACACACCCCAUCGAUAUCUUCAAGGGUCUGUUCAAGAUGUUUGCCAACACUUCGAUCGCCGAGGAAUUCGAGGGCAUUGAGCACAACGAGCGCCAGGACAUCGGUGUUGGCCGCCUUUAAGAUACCUAAGAUAACGAAUGAGCCUAAUCACCAUUACGCGAAAGGCUCGGCGCAAAGAGAAGGCCUUCUUUCCGCGAUUGCCGCCAAACAGAAUGGCUCGAUAGAUAUUCCGCUAGUAAUAGGAGGUAAAGAGAUCAAAACUUCACAAACAUCCACGCAACAUAAUCCUUCCGACCAUGCUACCGCUAUUGCGAAUUAUUCUGUUGCGAGCCCCUCCGAUGUCAACAAUGCAAUUGAGGCAGCCCUAGCCGCGAAACCAGCAUGGGAAGCCCUUCCCUUCGCCGACAGGGCCGCUGUCUUCCUCAAGGCAGCCGACUUGAUAUCUACGAAAUAUCGAUACGAAAUUAUGGCUACCACGAUACUUGGACAGGGUAAGAACGCAUGGCAGGCCGAAAUCGAUGCCGCGGCAGAGCUAUGCGACUUCUUCCGCUUCAACGUCCAAUACGCCGAAGAGCUAUAUGCCCAACAGCCCGCCCACAACUCAGCUGGCGUAUGGAACCGUACCGAAUAUCGACCACUCGAGGGUUUCGUAUACGCAGUCAGCCCCUUCAACUUCACCGCCAUCGGCGGCAACUUGGUCGGCACCCCCGCGCUCCUAGGCAACGUAGUAAUCUGGAAACCCUCCGACUCAGCCGUCGCAUCCGCAUACCUAGUCUACAAGAUCCUCCUCGAAGCCGGGUUACCAAAAGGCGUUAUCCAAUUCGUCCCCGGCAAUCCAGAAGAAGUAACCAAAACCGUCCUAGCGCACAAACAAUUCGCCGCGUUACAUUACACCGGCAGCACAGCCGUGUUCCGCAAACUAUACGGACAAAUUGGUCAGGGUAUUGCUGAGAGUCGGUAUGUCGGGUACCCGCGUAUCGUGGGUGAAACCGGGGGUAAGAAUUUCCACCUCGUGCAUUCGUCUGCGGAUAUCCAGAACGCGGUUGUGCAUACCGUGCGCGGCGCGUUUGAGUACUCCGGGCAGAAAUGUAGUGCUACGAGUCGACUUUACGUCGCGAAGUCUAUCUGGCCUACCUUUAAAUCCAAACUCGUCGAGGAAACGCAGAAACUUAAAGUCGGUGAGGCGUGGGAUCCGCAGACUUUUAUCGGUCCUGUGAUCCAUGAGCCGAGUUUUAAGAAAUUGGCUGGUGUGAUUGAUGACGCGAAGAGUGAUGACGAGUUAGAGUUACUGGUUGGAGGGAAGUAUGAUGGUGCGAAGGGGUAUUUUGUGCAUCCAACGGUUUACGAGACUAGUAACCCGGCGCAUAAGUUAUUGAGUACGGAGUUAUUCGGUCCGGUGCUCACGUUGUAUGUCUACGAUGACGCGGCGGAGAAUGGGUUCGCGGAGGCUAUUAAACUAGUUGAUGGCACGAGUGAGUAUGGACUCACUGGGUCUGUGUUCGCGACGGACCGCGCGGCGGUUCGGCAGGCGGAGGAGGGAUUGAGGAAUGCUGCGGGUAACUUUUAUGUUAAUUGUAAGAGUACCGGGGCGGUGGUUGGUCAGCAACCGUUUGGUGGUGCGAGAGCUAGUGGGACGAAUGAUAAGGCGGGAAGUGCGAAUAUUGUGAGUCGAUUUGUGAGCUUGAGGAGUAUUAAGGAGGAGUUUUUGGCGAGUGAGGAGGUUGCUUAUCCUAGUAAUGAGGUUUGAGGAGGGAGUUAAAAAGACAGGCUAUGAGUGAGUGGCAGGUUGCGUGUGCAUUUUCAUGAUAAGCGGUUAUUGAGGUUCAAUAACUGGGGGAAUCAAAUGUCUUAUGAGAUAUAG